Racocetra fulgida is the source of this 264-nucleotide messenger RNA. Lineage: Eukaryota; Fungi; Glomeromycota; Glomeromycetes; Diversisporales; Gigasporaceae. The record is from the annotation of a GenBank genome assembly.
AUGGCAACAAAGCCUUUAUACAAUGAUAAUCGUGAUCAAGAUGGAUCAUUCGUUCAAGCAAUUUUUGGAUAUAUCAAACUGCUUCUUCGGACUUUUGCUCUUGUUUAUUCUAAAGCAAAAGAUUUUUAUUGUUGGGUAUUGCAACAAUUAUAUAAAAUACUACCAAUUUUAACAGACGAUUCACAUGUAGCAACAAUUAUUACUGAUAGAGAAUUGGCUCUAAUAGCAGCGAUUUCUAUAGUAUUUCCUAAUACAAGACACUAA